GGAGCAAGCAGCGCGAGCAAAUUGAGGUGGUGGUGUAUGGUGUUUUCAAAAAUUUGGAUAAAUUUACCUUGAAACGGCGAAACCCCUUAUUCGGAGGCGAUGAGGACGACUUUUUGCGUUGGGAAGAAGAGGACGAAGAGUCGAGCUCUGAUUAAGGCUUUGAUGAACUACAUUUGCGUCUCCUAGUUUGUACCCUGCUAAUACGAACAUUCGGAUAUUUUUACGCAUGCUAGACUACAUGAUCUACGAGACGAGUCAUUAAAGCCCUCAAGGUCUAAUCCAUAGAUUCCGACACGGACGGGCGGUCUGGCGAAAGCGAACGGUCACCGAGUUUGCGGGGGCUACGGCGUGACACAGACCCAGAUUCUGGCUCAGCAUUACGGAAACGGACUCAGUAAGAGAUCUACUAUUGAUUGUUCGCGAGAGGAUCCAUUUUCCUUGUGCGGCAUGUUAUUCACCACAGAACUAUAGUGUUAGCAGUUGUUCUCUCAUGUAUGUAUCACCAGAGAACAGUCAGGAGAACAUGUGGGAGCUACUACUUUUGUUCUCGGAUAUAUGGGAGUCUAGCCCCAUUCUAUAUGAGGUCCAUGUGGGUUGCACAUAUGGGGUCCGAUAUAGGGAGCUAGUCUUGUUCUCUUAGAUAUUUUUACUGUUCUAAUAGCAGACCGAGAAAGGGCGCAGAUUCUAGCGCAAUCAACGGGAAGGGUUUCCUCAGAGUAUCGAAAGAGAACAAGCUCACCUGCCUUUCCUCGACGGGCACACACUCUCGUUAUCGACACUGCGACGAAUGUGGCGGACACCGUUGUAAGCGCAGUCACCCCGCUCGCUUUUGCUGCGCCUCUACUUAAGAAGAUGCGUAGGAGUGGUCCUUCAGUAUCAGUGGCAUGAUUCUUGAGAUUUUCUGAGUAUCUAGCACCUUUUUUUUUUACCGUCGAGGUCGAUGUAAGUACUUCUGGUUUUUCGUCCUGGGAAACUUUCAUGGGACGAUUCAGAAAAGGACCACAUGUGGACAGAGACUUCUCAACUGAGUUCGUUGUUCGUAUUAUAUGGAGAACCAAGUACCUGCGCUAAUUCACGUCCUUUCCAAAGUUCCGGCACAAGGACAAGCCUAAACGCUGAUGAUGCAGGAGCAGGCGCAGAUGGCUCCGCAUCACAAGGCGAAGACGCUGUCUUUGCCAGUAACAGCACAAGCCGGGUCGGCCAGGGAUUAAGACGCUUCCGCUCGCUAGUAGCGCGUGUGGCGAAGCCCGGAGGAGAUAUCCAUCGGAUGACCCAGGCGCGCACCACAACUCGGUCCUCUGCACCAGCUUCGGACGAUAAUGCAGCUCCGGGAGUGGACUGUGACCACGUCCAAAUCACUAUGCCGCCUGACGAUGGCGUGGAGGAAGCCGCAGUCGCGGCAGUGGGUAAUAAAAAC
This is a messenger RNA of Amoebophrya sp. A25, 1417 nucleotides long. The record is from the annotation of a GenBank genome assembly. Lineage: Eukaryota; Dinophyceae; Syndiniales; Amoebophryaceae.